AUGACGCCUCGGGUGCUCCUCUCCCGCCUGCGCCUCGCCCCUCUCCUCCACGACGGCCACCACCUGCGAUGCCCUCUCUCCGCCGCCGCUGCCAAACUACCUGAUGAGUUGCCUCCUGGCGCGCCGCCUCCGACCUCCGACUCCAGGCUCUUCGUCGCCGGGUUGUCGUGGUCCGUGGACGAGCGCUCCCUCACGGACGCCUUCUCCUCCUUCGGCACCGUCACCGAAGAUGGUGCACGGGGUAGGUGUUCGGCCAAAUGCCGUGGAGACCGUGAGCCACUCCAUCGUGCCCAGGCCCGCAGCCUGUUCGACGAAAUUCCUGUUAGGGACGUGGUCACCUGCUCAGCAGCAAUCUACCGGCAUGCGAGGAGCGGGUUGUUUCAUGAGUCAGCUGGGCUGUUUGUCGGCAUGAUGAGGGCAGGUGUGUGCCCAAACUCGUUCACCUUGGUCGGUGUGUUGCUUGCGGCAGCUGGUCUGGGUGAUGUUGUGCUUGCCGAGUGCAUUCAUGGGUGGGCUGUAAAGAGUCAGUUGGAAUCCAAUCAUUUUGUUGCAACCGCACUGGUGGAUGCAUAUGCAAAAUGUGGGCGCCCCAUGAACGCAUUGGCGUUUUUCAGCGGUUUGAGGGAUCCUAAUGUAGUUUCCUGGAACGCGAUGAUCUCCGGGUUAGUGCACAAUGUUUUGUUUGAGGAAGCAGUAUUGGCGUUCAAGAGGUUGUGUUGUUGUUUUGGGUCAGUUCCUAAUAAUGUUGUGACCGUGAUUAAUGUCGCUCAAGCGUAUGCUGGUUGUGGUGACCUUGGAAUGUGCAAGAGUGUACAUGCUUAUGCAGUUAAGAUCGGCUUUGAUUUGGAUGUCUCGGUGACAAACUCAAUACUUGGCAUGUACUUGGGUUUUGGGGACAUUGAGAUUGGAAGAGAGAUUUUCAGGAAAAUUAUUGUUCGGAAUGUGGUUACUUGGACAAUGAUGAUGGGUUUCCUUCUUGAGCAGGCGCAUGCUAGUGAAGUUAUAAAUAUCUUUGUUCAGAUGAGGUCAAAUGGCAUAGUUCCUGACAGGGUAGCAAUGGUCAGUUUGGUGCAAGCUUGUGCACUUCUGGGUGAUGCAAGGAGAGGAAAAAUGGUUCAUAACCAAAUGAUCACCCGUGGGUUUAGUAGUGAGCUUCCUGCAGUUAAUUCAUUAAUCACUAUGUAUUCCAAAUGCAAGGAUUUAAGUUCCGCUAGAGUGUUGUUUGAUGGAAUGAGGAACAAAAGCUUAGUUUCAUGGACUGCAAUGGUUUCAGGGUAUAUAGGAAGUGGAAGAGCCCUAGAGGGGAUGCAUCUAUUUGGUAAGAUGAGGCGUGAAGAUAUUUUUGUGAUUGAUUCUGUGACAUUAGUCAGCUUAUUGACUGGAUGCUAUGAGACUGCUAAGUUUGAUCUGUGUGUUCAACUUCAUGGGUAUAGCUACAAGUCAGGUUUGUAUCUGUAUAGACCUGUCCCUAAUACCCUCAUGGCAGUUUAUGGUAAGUGUGGAUAUGCCAGUUUAGCUCAUAAAGUAUUUGAUGACAUGAUUUCUCGAGAUGUUGUCUCGUGGAAUACCCUGAUAUUAUCCUAUGGUAUAAAUGGCCAAGGAGAGCAAGCAGUAGCACUUUUUAAUGACAUGGAUGAAUCUAGUGAAGAGCGAGACAGUGUAACAUACUUGAACACAAUGCUGGCAUGCAGCCAUUCUGGACAAGUUGAUGAUGGGUUGAUCAUAUUCAGGAGAAUGAUUAAUGAGAAACGCGUAAAUCCAUGCCAGGAGCACAUUGGAUGCCUAGUAGAUAUGUUGGCAAGAGCUGGUCGCUUGGAUGAAGCAGCAGAAGUGGCUAGCUUGACUAGCAAUGAGGGAGCAAAUCCUUGGAAGGCUUUGAUGGGAGGAGGUCACCUGCAUAGUCACACAGAAUUAACUGAAGUUGCUGCUGAGAAGGUGCUGAACGCGGACUCAUUUGAUAAUGUUAGAAUAAUGUAUGACAAAAACUCUGGAAGAUCAAGAGGCUUUGGAUUUGUUAAUUUCUCAAAUGAUCAUGAAGCUAAGUGUGCCAAGGAUGCUAUGGAUGGGAAAGUAAUGCUAGGGCGGCCAUUGCGAAUAAGUUUUGCUCUUGGAAAAGUCCGUGGCGCAUCAGUUAUUGUUCCUCGACUUUCUACGAAGUGUAAUUCCACCUUCCAGCCAAGUGAAUUUUCUAGCAAGAGAACCCUCAUCGUUUAUAUCACCAUCUCGCAUAAUUGCACCUUUGUUCAGAAACCUGAGAUGAAUGGAAAUUGUGAUACACCAGAUAAUCCUAGCAUAUUCACAGCUUUUCUUUUCACUUCAUUCAAGCAUGUAUGA
Miscanthus lutarioriparius is the source of this 2334-nucleotide messenger RNA. The record is from the annotation of a GenBank genome assembly. Lineage: Eukaryota; Viridiplantae; Streptophyta; Magnoliopsida; Poales; Poaceae.